AUACAAGUCACAUUCCAGAUAAAGAUCACUAUGAGAACAUAUCUACAAGUAUUGGAUGUUGCGAAAAAAUACUUGUCCUUCACUCUAGUUAAUAUCGCUUACAAUAACAACAAUAUUCCCCUAAUACUGAACAAACUGAUAAAGUUAAAGGAGGAAGGUUCCUGUGUCUAAUGCACGUAAUUCUCGAAAAUAAAGCUGCAUUGAGUUAGAAAGCUAAGAUUUUCGACUACUUAAUGUCUCCCGACCCUGGGAUUCCCUGCGAUUUCUUACGUGAUCGUACCAAAUCGCUAUAUGCGCAGGUUGGCGUGCUUUCUGUUUUCCGGUUGUCAGGGGUGGAGCCAGCAGACUUUUCACGCAUCUUUUCUGAUUUCUACGCCGAUCAGUCUUCUUACAUCCCUCGUUUACGUCGGGCUGGCUUUUUAAACGAGUUCCGCAUUCCCAAACCCUCCCAGAAAAUUAUCGCUAUAUAAACGGGCUGAUGCAACGAUUUCCACUUUUUAAAAUCUAUACCCGACCAUCGACUGAGCUGAAGAAGGAAUAUCAAUCGGAUUUAGGACCAAAGUCGGCCGGGUCUGACAUGAUGCCGGGACAGAUCCCAGAUCCCUCGCUGCCGGCCGGCACCCUGCCCAGCCUCGGCUCGCUGGCUGGCAUCCCCGCCACCACGCUGACAGACCAGCUGAAGUUCGCCGACCUCCGCAGCCUGGGUGCCAUGCUGUCGCCGCUGCACUUCCUGGGGAGGCUGGGGAAGAGGCCGGCACCAAUAAAGGCCGAGAUGGAUGAGGAAGAGGAUCGGAGGAAACGAAGGCGGGAGAAGAACAAGGUGGCGGCAGCCCGAUGUCGAAACAAAAAGAAAGAGCGGACGGAGUUUCUGCAAAGGGAGUCGGAGCGGCUGGAGGUGAUGAACUCGGAACUGAAGGCCCAGAUCGAGGAGCUGAAACACGAAAGGCAGCAGCUCAUCGUCAUGCUGAACCGGCACCGGCCCACCUGCAUCGUGAGGACGGACAGCGUCAAGACCCCCGAGAGCGAGGCCAACCCCCUGCUGGAACAGCUGGGCGUGGAGUGAAGGCGGGGCAGGAGGGGAAGGUCGCUUAGCAACUGUUGCCAUGGCGACUGUUUACAACGCAGCUAACAGCCAGCAGCACUUAGCUCUCCUCUCUAGGCCUAAUAGGGUGGAGAGAGGGCACACCUACUAAUGGCUUUGGGAUGGUGAACUUCUCUAAAGGGCGAAGUGAUUGGGAGCUGGAAGCCAUUAGCCGAUUAUAUCUAUUGUCUCUAUCCAGUGCCUCACAGCUCCAGUCAACAUCACUACAAACUAACAAAUGCAAUGAAAAACUACAGUUGGUUGAUGUUGAAGAAACACUCUAAAUCAGUAUGGUAGAUCUGUCUCAGGUACUCAGACAGAGAGGGUAUGUUGUACUUGUUCUAUUUGCCAAUGCAUCGUUCAUGGAAUAAGCAGUUUAAGUAUUUUAUGCUGAAUUAUAUUCUGCCCUUGACGAUGGCAGUGUCCGGUUGACCCGAUUCUGUGGUGACGCAGGCGUCAUAAAAGCACAUUUAUAUGACAUGUUUACAGUUGUGCUGUUUUUGUCAUUGUUGGUAUCAAUUCACUUUGUAUUUUUUUAUGCUGCCACAUUAUGUUAUAGAAAAUAUAUAUUGUAUGUUAUCACUAGAUGUGAUGCAUUUUAUAGUUCUGUUACAAAUGAAUAUAACCUUUUUUUAAACUCGGAAUCAAUGUCUUUGUUAAACUUUUCCAACAUGUAUGUCUUUGUUACUCUGUUACAUAUUAUUAAAUCCUAUUUUCAAAUAGUAAAACCA
Messenger RNA from Paramormyrops kingsleyae, 1812 nucleotides. RefSeq names its product jun dimerization protein 2. NCBI's taxonomy places the organism in Eukaryota, Metazoa, Chordata, Actinopteri, Osteoglossiformes, Mormyridae. The record is from RefSeq and is a predicted model, not a curated record. Gene Ontology annotation, molecular function: RNA polymerase II cis-regulatory region sequence-specific DNA binding; DNA-binding transcription factor activity, RNA polymerase II-specific. Gene Ontology annotation, biological process: regulation of transcription by RNA polymerase II. Gene Ontology annotation, cellular component: nucleus.